ACUUCCCAACCCACGAUCAUCGUUGAGAAUCACUCUGCCUACCAAGCUAGAGCCUCAUCGACCUCACUAGCACAACCGCAAAUCCUCGCAGCGACAUCCGCCCAGCGCACCACCACCACCACAUCCCGCUACCACUAGAUUUGCUCAGCAACUCCACCGCGGCGAACUAUCCACUCUCUUCCCAUCCCACUCCCCCCUCGCACGCAUCUCACUCGCGCAUCAUGACCGCAGCAAUCGCACCCGAGACUCCCUCCAAGAAGGUCGCGUCCUCCUUCGCCGACAUUGACGUCAAUGCAACCCCCUCAAAGAAGGCUGCCCCCGCUGACGCAGACGACUUCUCAGAGCCGGCUUUCCUCUCAAAGGGCAAGACGGCCCCCACCGCCGCAGAGGUCGAGAAGAAGUCACACGUCGCCGACGAUGUUGUUCACGGCAAGUUUGUGGGAGAGGUCGACCUGCCUGAGGAGGACGAGCCGCUCCUCGUCGAGAGCUCGCGUCGUUUCGUCCUGUUCCCCAUCCGCUUCCACGAGAUCUGGCAAAUGUACAAGAAGGCUGAGGCGUCCUUCUGGACCGCCGAGGAGAUCGACCUGUCCAAGGACAUGCACGACUGGGACAACAAGCUCAACGACAACGAGCGCCACUUCAUCUCGCACGUCCUCGCCUUCUUCGCUGCCUCAGACGGCAUCGUCAACGAAAACCUCGUCGAGCGCUUCUCGUCCGAGGUUCAGGCCGCCGAGGCCCGCUGCUUCUACGGCUUCCAAAUCAUGAUGGAGAACAUCCACUCAGAGACGUACUCGCUCCUCAUCGACACAUACAUCCGCGACCCUGCACAGCGCGAGUUCCUCUUCGAUGCCGUCGAGACCAUUCCCGUCGUCAAGCAGAAGGCAGACUGGGCCCUGCGCUGGAUCAGCGACAAGCGCGCCACCUUCGCUGAGCGUCUCGUAGCCUUCGCUGCGGUAGAGGGCAUCUUCUUCUCUGGCUCCUUCGCUUCCAUCUUCUGGCUCAAGAAGCGCGGUCUCAUGCCUGGUCUUACCUUCUCCAACGAGCUCAUCUCGCGCGACGAGGGCCUGCACACCGACUUUGCCUGCCUCCUCUUCUCGCACCUCAAGAAGCGCGCCCACCCGGACACCGUCCGCGCCAUCAUCGUCGAGGCCGUCGAGAUUGAGUGCGUCUUCCUCACCGACGCCCUGCCCGUCGCCCUCAUCGGCAUGAACGCCAAGCUUAUGUGCCAAUACAUCGAGUUCUGUGCCGACCGACUCCUCGUCGCUCUCGGCAACGACAAGCAUUACAAUGCUAGCAACCCCUUCGAUUUCAUGGAGAACAUUUCGCUUCAGGGCAAGACGAACUUCUUUGAGAAGAAGGUCGCCGAGUACAGCAAGACUGGUGUGGCUCGCAAGGAGGGCGACGAGGGUGAUGGACGCCAGCAGAACACUCACUCCUUCUCCCUGGAGGAGGACUUCUAAGGG
This is a messenger RNA of Jaminaea rosea, 1463 nucleotides long. RefSeq lists its product as hypothetical. Lineage: Eukaryota; Fungi; Basidiomycota; Exobasidiomycetes; Microstromatales. Gene Ontology annotation, molecular function: oxidoreductase activity. The transcript has 4 exons. Gene Ontology annotation, biological process: deoxyribonucleotide biosynthetic process. The record is from RefSeq and is a predicted model, not a curated record. Bases 222 to 1460 code for a protein of 412 amino acids.